Helicoverpa zea (corn earworm) is the source of this 4202-nucleotide messenger RNA. Its product is annotated as heparan-alpha-glucosaminide N-acetyltransferase-like. NCBI's taxonomy places the organism in Eukaryota, Metazoa, Arthropoda, Insecta, Lepidoptera, Noctuidae. Bases 119 to 1837 code for a protein of 572 amino acids. The transcript has 10 exons. The record is from RefSeq and is a predicted model, not a curated record.
CUUUCAUUCAUUCGCAAAUCGCAGAUUGUUUUUUGUGACGGUGCACUAUUAUAACAUUGUUUUUAAAUUGAAUAAUUAAGUUGUUUUCGCGAAACUGAUGUAGGAUAUCCUCGGAAAAAUGUCGUUCGGCAGUUUUGAGAACGUUGGAUCAUUCAUAAGGGAUUGCAAUGGCACGAAAUUACGAUUCGACCAAGCUUGUUUACAAAUUAUUACGACUAAAGAAGUGAGUUUUUGGAGUCAGUAUGAAGAAUGUGAAGGCUGUGUUUUGCUGGAGACGGCGAAGAUACCUGAAACUCGGGCUAUAGUGUUGGGUACUGGGAGCCCGCUGAGGUACGCAGUGCGCAGUGGCAAUGGAGAAAUAUGCACUGCGACAUACCAAUUCGGUGAAUAUGGCCAGUAUUCCCUCAACCUCACCGAAGAUAUUAAAGAUCCGUGCACGCCCCGUAUGACAGCGGAGCCCGACGCGGCUUUCCUACCGAUUUUGACUGCGGUGGUCAUUCUGCUGUCAAUGGCGACCCUGUGGUAUGUCAUUAAGGGCAUCGGCAAGAGAGUAGUCGCUGGACGAUUUUAUGCUAGAUAUUUUGCCAGAGAAGACAAUGAGCUGGGCUCCGAGACUCGCGUCCUGACAGCGGAGGCGAGCGUGCCUCGAUCCCCCACGCGCUCUCGCCUGCGCUCGCUUGAUAUCUUUAGAGGACUCUCCAUCGCUCUUAUGAUCUUCGUGAACGCGGGCGGCGGUGGGUACGGCAUAUUUUCGCACAGCGUGUGGAACGGGCUCACGGUGGCUGACGUGGUGUUCCCGUGGUUCGCCUUCGCUAUGGGAGAAGCUCUGGUGCUGUCCCUUAACGCCAGGCUUAGGACUUCGCUGCCGAGGAUCAAUGCUUUGCAGCAAGUAGCGACCCGUUCUCUCAUGCUGUCCAUGAUCGGCAUAGUGCUGGGUUCCUCCAACGCGUCGUGGCUGGACGUGCGUCUUCCAGGAGUGUUGCAACGCUUAGCUGCCAUGUACCUCAUCGUGGGAGCCCUGGAGUGUGCCUUCAUGAGGACCAGCCAGGAUAUUACACCAGGUCGUUCUCUAUUCCGUGACAUCAGCGCUGGUUGGCAGCAGUGGUUGGCUACUCUCCUUCUUGUUGCCAUACAGGUGUGCAUAACCCUGCUGGUGGCGGCGCCGGGCUGCCCGCGCGGCUACAUGGGCCCCGGCGGCCUGCACCUCUCCGCCUACAACCAGUCGCUGCAGAACUGCACCGCGGGCAUCGCCGGCUACAUCGACAGACUGGUACUAGGCCCAGCUCACCUGUACCAGCGCGGUACAUUCCACGCGCUGUACCACACGGGUGUCCCCCACGACCCCGAGGGCAUCCUGGGCGUCCUGUCCGGGGUGCUGGUGGUGCAGGCCGGCGCCCACGCCACCAGGAUCAUGCUCGCUUACAACCAUGCUAGGGCCCGAAUAAUGCGUUGGGUAUUCUGGUCUAUAAUCUUCGGCGUUUCCGGCGGAGCUCUAUGCAUGUUCUCGAAGAACGGAGGUCCGAUACCCGUCAAUAAGAACCUCUGGUCGGUGUCGUACUGCCUGGUGACGUCAUCGCUCGCGCUCGCCAUACAAGCCGCGCUGUACUUCAUUGUGGACCUCAAGACCAAGUGGGGGGGAAGACCGCUUUAUUAUGCUGGUCAAAACGCCCUCUUCCUGUACAUCGGCAGUGAACUCCUGAAACGUAACUUCCCUCUGCACUGGGCCCUCUCGGCUCCCACUCACGCGCAGCUGUUAGCGACUCAUGCGGCCGCCAUGUUGAUAUGGCUGGCCGUCGGCGUCGCGCUGCACAGGAAACGCAUCUUUAUCACAUUGUAAUAACGUCCUUUUUACUAUAACAAUGUAGGACGGCGUCAGAAGUAGGAAAAGUGUCUUUAAGGCCUUGUCAUAGAGUUCUUUUUACUGCAGCAAUAAAAUAACUAUCGAAAAUACAUUUUAAUCCCCCUAAAAUACACUUAUUUUUAAUAUAAUUUCAUUAAAUAAAGGAAAUAAAUUCUGACUGAGACUUCGAAACGCAUCUUUAUCACAUUGUAAUAACGCCCUUUUUACUAUAGCAAUGUAGGACGGAGUCGGAAGAAGGAAAAGUGUCUUUAAGGCCUUGUAAUAGAGUUCUUUUUAAUACAACUUCCUUAAAUAAAUUCAUACUAUGCUGCUGGGUUUAUGAAACGCGUGUUUAUCACAUUGUAAUAACGUCCUUUUUACUAUAGCAAUAUUGGACGAUGUGAUAAGCCAUAUAAUACGGCUAUUUUUAAUACAAUUUCAUUUAAUAAAGGAAAUAAAUUCAUACUAUGUCACUGGGUUUAUGAAACGCGUCUUUAUCACAUUGUUUUAACGUCUAUUUUACUAUACCAAUGUAGGACGAAGUGGGAAAAAGAAAAGUGUCUAAAAGGCCUUGUAAGAGCUAAAGGAAUUUCUGCUGUGUCAGCUGUGUGUAUGUCACCGGGAAAUAACAAGACUCGUAAGUUGAUAAAUUUUCUAGGUAGUAGAUCAACUCUCGGAAAAUAAUAAACGGCAUUUGAAAUGUACUAUUUAACGCAUUGAAUUUUAGCUAAUUAGUCAACUUACGGUACCUAGCCGUAAUUUAAUAAUGAUAUUGCUACAAGUAUAAUAAUACACAAAUGAGCCAUAUAUAAAGCUUAUUUUACAACAGCAAAUAAUUUCUUUCUAAAAUAUGUAUUGAAUAACUUUUUACCAUACCCGUUUAUAAGGACAUCCCUUUAUACUAAAUAUCGAAAAUAGUUUUAAUUUGAUGUACAGUCAACUUCAGGUCAGUGGUAACAGUUUUAUAGGAAAAUCGUACUUAUUACUAUUGAGUUAAGGUGCAUGACAGCUACCACUAAUGUGCAGUUUACUGUACAUUGCACAAUAUAUUCAUUUCAGGAUUUCCUAUAAAUAUGUGUUGUCUUCCUGUUAAAAAGUAUAAGAGAUGUUCUUAUUAAUAUGUACGAAGGAAAAACGUCUUUAAUACCAUGUAAUAGAGCUAUUUUUCUCACAAAAGUUGAAGCAAAAAUUUGCUUUAAAAAGCAGUUAAAGGAAAUUAAUUUUUAUCGCCUUACAAAUAGAGUUCUUUUUUAUAUAAUUGCAGGACGGAAAAAAUUACAUGUAUGUUUUUUAUUUCGAGUCAAAAUGUUUAUCGCCUUGGAGUAAAAAUCCAAUUUGCUAUAAUACAUAUAUGAGGGAUUAAUUAAUGUUAGCUUGUGUCUUGGCCUUUUUAAAUUAUCAAUAACCACUAUGGGACUUAAUAUUGUAAUUAUUUUUAAUGUUUUGGAUGUAAAAAUGUAAAUGAAUUGAUAUAUUUAAAUUAUUCAAGUAAUAUACGCCAAAAUGUACUAAACCAAGAUAAAAUUAAAAUUUAGAAUGAAAACUUUUUAAAAUUCAAGGUUAUGCUUAGAACUAAAAUAAAAUUUUUGAAAAUUGGCAUAAAGCAGUAGUUAGAUAAGUGGUAGACAAAUAAAAUUGAAUUGAUUUGCUCAAAGAAUUAAAGGAAAGGAUUUUCGAAAGUUAAAAUUAAUUAUAAAUUCAGACUUAAAAUAUGGUUAAUUCCUAACACAUUUAGACUGGAUUGUGUCAUUGUUCUCAUAAUUAUUUUUCUUUUAAUGUAUUAAAAAUAUAUCAUUCUGUCUCUGUCAUUUAUUUGUAGAAAGUUGAAACAUAAUGAGCGCUUAAUAUUUACUUGUAAAAGUAUUUUGGUUCAAUAGUAUUUUGCAUCGUUUUAUGACUAUUUUAUAUGAUUUAUAAUUUUACACAUUAUUUUCAUUAGCAUUAAAACAUAGCCAUCAUUCCAACGUAUAUGGCAGCCUCAUCGGAAUCUCGCAAUUUAAAACCUUCAUGAUUUAAAUACUUUUUCUUGAUAUGACGUCACUAUUCUUGUAAAAACACAUUUACUUAUAUAUUAGCCUUAUAAAAAAAAACAUAUUUAGUAAUAAAAUAUCUUAAAAACAGAUGAAUUGAUCAGUUUUGUAUCUAGAUCAUAGUCCAAAAAUAUAAUUAGUUUUAGUUAUAAUAUAAUAUAUUGUAAAAACUUGACGAAAAAUAACUAUAAAAAGGCAAAAUGAGAAGCGAUGUAGUCAAAUGUGUCUUAAUAAUUUAUGUGGGUCGAACAAAAUAUGUAGGAUCGCGGUUUUUUGUCAAGUUUCAAAGAUAUUGUAACUUCACGUGAUUAUAAUAAAAAGUUAAGUUUAAA